Molecule: messenger RNA, 952 nt
Organism: Hibiscus syriacus
Lineage: Eukaryota; Viridiplantae; Streptophyta; Magnoliopsida; Malvales; Malvaceae
Product: mitogen-activated protein kinase kinase kinase 3-like
Exons: 3
Coding region: 21-605 (194 amino acids)
Biological process (GO): protein phosphorylation
Molecular function (GO): protein kinase activity; ATP binding
Source: RefSeq, a predicted model, not a curated record
AAAUAGGAAACAGUAAAGAUAUGCCAGAGAUUCCUAAUCACCUUUCUAGUGAAGCCAAAAGUUUCAUAAGACUUUGCUUGCAAAGGGAACCAUCAGCGCGUCCUACAGCCUUGCAACUACUAGAUCACCCUUUCAUUCGUGAUCAAUCAACAACAAGAGUUGCUAACAUCAACAUAACAAAGGAUGCAUUUCCCUACACUUUUGAUGGAAGCCGCACUCCGCCCGUAUUAGAAAUGCAGUCCAGUAGAAAUAAUAUCCUCUCAUUUGAUGGAGAUUAUGAGACAAGGGGAAUGACUACAACUUCAAGAGCUUUAAGGAGUCCCAGAGAUAAUGCAAGAGCAAUCACAUCUUUGCCUGUGUCUCCUUGCUCAAGUCCAUUAAGACACGGUACGGCCCACAAGAGUUAUUUUCUUUCUCCUCCUCAUCCGGCUUAUCAGUUUGUAGGACAGAGCAGUUACAACUUGGGUGAUUUCUCUGCAAAUGCUUCGAGGCCAAAUCCAAAAUACACUCUGGAUCCUUGGCGUCAAACUUCACUACCAAAUGUUCAAAGUUCAAACACCGGGCACCCCUCCAAGAACGAGACCUAUUUGAGAUAUUGUAAAUAGAGACGGGAUGAAAUGUCCUUUUCCACUCCAUCUCAAAGUCCAACGAAAGCAAGUAUAUUUAAUUGAUUGGAGGAUCCUCCCUCCCUAUUCUGGUAGAUUCAGCUAAGUCAUUCUUCUAUCCAAUUAGAAAAGUGAUUGUGAUUUUAGUUUAAGGCUACUCGAAAUGAGAAUAUUUGGGGACAAUGGGAGUUUUGUUGCAGGAGGAAGAUAAACACUGCUCCGAUACUUCGAUCUUGUAACAUGCUCACAUUGAUUUUUGUAUAUGGAAGGUGGUCACUCAGUCUAUUAACAUUAUUGUUGUUGUAUACUAGCUCAUUACGUACGUAAUACCAUCACUUUGUCAUCAA